UUUUGAUUUGCUCGUGUUUACAGCGUGUUGGUGAGGUUAUUGGUAAAGUUCGUGCAUUCCCCAUUAAACAUUUGAUUGUAUUUUGAGUUAAUUGAGUUAAAGAUUUUUGUAAAACGUCUUCUAUUUUGUGGUUGUGAUAGUUAACUUUACGGGUUUUGCUUUUUUAUCUAGUGAAUAAGUAUUGUUAGUGUGUUUGAAACGUGGGUAAAAUUCUGCAUAAAAUGGCUGCCUUUAACACUUACAUCAUCCAGAUCGUUAGACGAUCCAGCAACAAUACAAUUGGCGACCAGAAUCAGUUACCAUCAUGUCUGCCGAUGAAUCUCAAGCCGAUGACGUCUCCCACUUUUUUGAAGAACAGUUACACCGUUUAAGUUUCGAACAAUCCACCGUCGAGAAGUCUAUUCUCGAACUUUUCUCAAAAAUCGUGAAUUCAGACAACCCUCCAACAACAAGUAACAUUACUCCGUGCAUAAAUAUCCCUCGGCGACUAAAUUAUUUCGUCCCCGACCGCAACAUCAGAAUUUAUGGACAAUUGUGGCGAUGGACACAUAUCCGCAAACACCACAUACAAGCAGAGCUUGCAAACUUUACACCUGACAGAAGCUGUUAUUCGGCCAUUCAUAGAGAAAUUUGUCUCAAUCCAUUACAUUACUUGAGAAAAAGUCGACCAACUGCAGGCCUCGCGUGGCAUCUACCUGUUCAUCCGUGGGCGACCAUCGUCUAUUACGAAAAGUGUCGUAAGUUACAAACUUUUGAGUGUUUUCCACCUAAGAUUGUUGUAAAGUGUAAUACCGUGGCUGAAGAAGUAGUCGAGUGUUUUAAUUUGGAGGAAAUUCGAAACGAGUCACGAGAGGACGAAGUGACUAAUACGAGAAGACAAAUAGGGAACGGAAUUUCUCUUCAUUAUGAGGAUGGAUCUGUUUUUAUACAACUGUUGUCCGACUCGGUCGUUUAUAUCCAAUCGCUUUAUUGUAAUAGGGUUAAACAUCAUAUGGAACAUACUCUCCAUCCGUUACAGCCACUUGAUAUAACAAGUAUGCAACUGAUGGAUGAUGAUGUAUUCCAUACGUUAUUAAAUGACGCGGCUAAACAAGGAACUGAAGCGGUCUAUGAACUUGCAAAGAUGUUUACCAUAAGAGUAGUUUUUGUGGACCACUGGAGAACGGAAACACCAGUUACAAAUUACAAUUGUUGGAUAGAGAUACGAUUAUGCAGACAAAUGAAAUGGAUACAUAACUCUUUACAACAAAUGGGAGCUCCAUACAAUCUCCAGUACUAAGAAUGUAGCUACAAUUUUCUAAUAAAACUUUUAUUUAUGUGUAA
Molecule: messenger RNA, 1323 nt
Organism: Zophobas morio
Lineage: Eukaryota; Metazoa; Arthropoda; Insecta; Coleoptera; Tenebrionidae
Product: mothers against decapentaplegic homolog 3-like
Exons: 3
Coding region: 305-1279 (324 amino acids)
Biological process (GO): cell differentiation; SMAD protein signal transduction; anatomical structure morphogenesis
Cellular component (GO): heteromeric SMAD protein complex
Molecular function (GO): RNA polymerase II cis-regulatory region sequence-specific DNA binding; I-SMAD binding; DNA-binding transcription factor activity, RNA polymerase II-specific
Source: RefSeq, a predicted model, not a curated record